Messenger RNA from Exophiala bonariae, 1269 nucleotides. RefSeq names its product Glycerol-3-phosphate dehydrogenase [NAD(+)]. The record is from RefSeq and is a predicted model, not a curated record. The coding region runs from base 1 to 1269 and encodes 422 amino acids. The transcript is spliced from 2 exons. Gene Ontology annotation, biological process: carbohydrate metabolic process; glycerol-3-phosphate catabolic process. NCBI's taxonomy places the organism in Eukaryota, Fungi, Ascomycota, Eurotiomycetes, Chaetothyriales, Herpotrichiellaceae. Gene Ontology annotation, molecular function: NAD binding; glycerol-3-phosphate dehydrogenase [NAD(P)+] activity. Gene Ontology annotation, cellular component: glycerol-3-phosphate dehydrogenase (FAD) complex; cytosol; nucleus.
AUGUCAGGUCUCACACCUUAUGCGAAGAAGCAUAAGGUGACCAUCAUUGGCUCUGGUAAUUGGGGUUCUACCAUAGCUAAGAUGGUCGCUGAGAGCACCGCGGAACAUUCCGACCUUUUCGAACGAGACGUGCAGAUGUGGGUGUAUGAGGAAGAUGUCCAACUCGAUGAGAAAUCCAAGCAUUACAAAAAAUCUUCAGAGACCAGCCAAGGACCUCAGAAGCUCACCCAUAUCAUAAACACCUUUCACGAAAACGUCAAAUACCUUCCUGGAAUAGCCCUACCUCACAACGUCAUUGCCAACCCGUCCCUCACUGAUUCCGUAAAAGAUUCCUCAAUUCUCAUCUUCAACCUACCCCAUCAAUUCAUCCUCGGCUUAUGCAAACAACUCAGAGGACAUAUUCUACCCUAUGCUCGAGGUAUUUCUUGUAUCAAGGGUGUCAAUGUUCACGAAUCUUCGAUAGGUCUAUUCUCCGAGACCAUUGGUGAAGAGCUAGGAAUAUAUUGCGGUGCUCUUUCUGGGGCUAACAUUGCAAGUGAAGUUGCUCAGGAGAAGUUCUCAGAAACCACUGUUGCAUAUGACCCACCACCGAUUGACUCGCAAGCCCCAACCCCCGCAACAUCGCAGGGACCAAGUCCAGUCUCUAGUCACGUCGAUCUUACCCAGCUCGCACACAAAGAUGUCACUGGCAGACCUUCCAAGGUCAAACUGCGACCGCUUCCCCAAGAGUACCAAGCCAUUGAUCACACCACUAUCAAAAAGCUUUUCCACCGACGCUAUUUCCACGUGCGUGUGGUUUCGGAUGUUGCAGGCGUAUCUCUUGGUGGAGCUUUGAAGAACGUCGUGGCAGUUGCUGCAGGUUGGGUUGAUGGUCUUGGUUGGGGUGAUAAUGCGAAAGCAGCCAUCAUGAGAGUUGGUCUGCUUGAAAUGAGAGAAUUCGGAAACCGAUUCUUCCCUCACACUGUCAAUCCCGAUACUUUCACUGUCGAAUCCGCAGGUGUGGCAGAUCUCAUCACGACUUGCUCAGGUGGAAGAAAUCAUCGAUGCGCCAUGCUGAGUAUUCGAGAAGGAAAAUCAAUCGAAGAGAUCGAAGCCAGAGAAUUGAAUGGGCAAAAGCUUCAAGGCGCUAUGACCGCCCAUGAAGUAAACACGUUCCUCAAGAGCCAGAAGGCCGAAAAGGAUUUCCCUCUUUUGACUGCCGUCCACAACAUUCUCAAAGGCAAUGGCAAGGCAGAGGAUUUACCUGACUUAAUUGAACCAAGCGAGUGA